GUUCAGAAGCGCAGUAACGGGCGUCCCGUUGUCGAGCGCACUGUGAUCUUCAUUUCUGCAUAGUUAACUCCACUUUUUGACUUCUGUGUGGAUGGAUGUGCAAUUUGAGAGACUUCACACAUCUGUGAGUGAGAAGUGUUAGCUCAUACACCUUAUGAACCUAAUCAACUGAAUUCACUUCAUCCACUCGUGAAAACGCGACGCGUAAAAUGGGUAUCGCGCGGAAUGAAUAAGAGCGUAAGAGAUGAGGACUUUGGAAAUGAUGCCCCGUGGACGUGGACGCUCAGCGAUCGGCUCGGUGUCGGUCUGAAGACAUCACAAAAGCAGAAGAGAAACACUUAGCUGAAGUCAUGGAGAUCCGACAUCUGCUGCUUCUGUUGGUCUAUCUGGACCCCUUGUGCGUCCUGAGCGCAUCCACGGCAAAGAGGAGCAAACCCGCUCCAAAGAGACCCCCGAAAGUGAAGGAGGUCAACAGCACCGCGGCACCGACGGCUCCACCGCGACGGGUCACGCAAGUCCUCGCGCCCAUAAACGGCGAUCACGACAUGUGUCUCGGCUACUACGACGUGAGCGGUCAGUACGAUAAAGAGUUCGCCUGCAACAACACGGACCACCGGUACUGCUGCGGGAGUUGCUUUCUGCGCUUCUGUUGUCCCGUCAAAGCCAAGCGACUGGAUCAGAGAGUCUGCACCAACUACAACACGCCCGACUGGAUCAAGACGCAGCCGCCGUCGCCUGCGCCCACCGGGGACACGUACGACCCCGCGCUGGACCAGACCAACACCACCGUCUACAUCACCUGCGGGGUCAUCACUCUCAUCAUCAUACUGGGAAUUUCUGCCAAAGUGGCUUAUGAUAAAGCCAUCCGACCGCCUCAAGAGAUGAAUGUCCAUAGAGCGUUGGCGGACAUUUUGAGGCAGCAGGGACCCAUUCCCAUAUCUCAGUAUGAGCAUGAAAACAUCGCCGCCAUAGAAACCUCACCCAAAGAGGAGACACCUGUACGAACAUCCAAGAACCACUACACACCUGUCCACAACAAAAACAAUCACGGGCAUUAUGGGAAAGAAAACUUCCGCAGCGGUCAAGACAUGCACAACUUCAUCUCCUCCGGCUUUGUGACGCUCGGCAGGGGCCAUCUGAAAGCUCAACACUCUGUAGAUGAUCUGGCGUGGCAGGGCGACCUGGACGUGCCGCUAUCAUACAAUAAUCAUCAGCACGAUUACACCAGCCAUCUGGAUCUCACCGGUUCACACACACCAAAAAUUGGACACAGAAUAGAGUACUACGAGAAGCCAAGGAUGAACAACAUUCUGACGUCUCAGACUGAACCUUACGAUCUGUCAUUCUCACGGUCUUUCCAGAACCUCACUCAUCUCCCUCCCUCAUAUGAAAUGGCCAUAAAAGCAGAAUUAAGUGAUAAAGAUGAUGAGUACUACACCCGAAAGCAUCAUGUGCACGACCAGCCCUCCCGCGGCGGCAACCUGCAGUCACACAUGGUGAAGCUGAACGUGGAACCUCCAGCACAGCGGCAGAAACCCAAGCGCGUGCAGCGGGCCAUGUCCCAAGAUCACGUGCUGUCCCCUGCCCGCUCCAAACCCAACCGGGAAUACCUGUCCUCGUACGGCGGAGGCGCGGGUGGUCUCUCUCCAUACCAUGGACGCAUUCUCUCCCAGGAACAACUGUUAUCAGCCGAUCGACUUCACUCCCAGGAUCCUCUGCUGUCGCCAGAAAAGAUGCUGUCCUUGCGACGGGCCAACUUCCGGGAAAAGGCCAUGUCCCGGGCGAUCUCCCAAACGGACAUGUUCAUACCAACGACACCGGUCAUGGACCGACACUACAAAAUGAUGAAGAUGCAUUCGCACCCCACCAGCACCAACGAAUCCCACAACACUCUGACUGUUAGCAGCGCGCAGGUGGGCAACAAGAGGCAAGCGUUCGCCAACCGCCGCAUGCACACGGUAGACCACCUACAGUAUAUACCGGGACAUCACCAACCCCAGUACAGAACCGCUAGUAAGAAUGAAGUAACUGUUUAAGAACGAUAGAUGAAUGAAAACAAGUGACUAUGAUGUCAACAAACAAUCGCCGCAGUGCUCUGCGGGUUAGCUGAGAUCCGGCUCGAGAAACUUUCAAAUUAAAAUGGUGUCCUACUUUCAACUGGGUUCUUUUAAAAGGAUCCAACCUUGACCUGUUCCUGCUUCAAGCGCAAACGUUUCACUCCAUCGGUUCUGGGUCAGCUUUCCUGAAGCAGCCCGGAUCUCCUCACACGUAGAGCAAACACAAGGGCUUCGCACACGGAUCCUGGAUCGGAAGAAAGCGAGACGAAAACCCAAAUGCGGUUGUCUGGGUCGUGGAUUGAACUGCUGUGGACUUUAUUCAUACAGAAAUUAAACCGUAUAUAGAUUUAUGAUUUGUAACUCAAGUCCUAAUCAUAGCUAUAGCAAUUCUUCUAUAUAAAGUGAAGUUAGCACUUAUCGAGUGCCUCUUUUAAAAACGCAUCCCAUUUCGAUUACGAAGUGGGGAAAGGGUUUAAAAGCACAAUAAAUCUGCAAUCGGUUUUCCUUUGUCGCGUAAUCUCUGUUCUUUUGUUUCUUCUACGAUACGUCCAUCAUCAUCAAGUUUUCAAUAGAAAUGUGAUGUUACGUUUCGCGUAGCUGAUUGUAAAUAUGCUCAGUUAGCUGCUUCGUGGGUUACUUUUCGACUUCUCGUUGUUCCGUUUAAACUUUUUCUAGCAUAAUCGAGCCAUCCAGAGUAUAUUUGAUUACACAAAUGUGUACAGUAAUGUGUGUGUGUGUUUUUUAACCUGUACUUGUAGACUAAUUGUGAAUAAAUUUGGUUGAUUUAGCCAUU
Molecule: messenger RNA, 2850 nt
Organism: Paramisgurnus dabryanus
Lineage: Eukaryota; Metazoa; Chordata; Actinopteri; Cypriniformes; Cobitidae
Product: protein shisa-6-like
Biological process (GO): regulation of short-term neuronal synaptic plasticity; regulation of AMPA receptor activity
Cellular component (GO): AMPA glutamate receptor complex; postsynaptic membrane; postsynaptic density
Source: RefSeq, a predicted model, not a curated record